CCUUAACCUUUCUCCUAAUUAACAGAUUCAUUAUGAAUCUUACGUGUAAUUUGAAACCGCCCAUGUCCAACUAUCCUUAUCGGACAUGUGUCAUGUUCCAAAGCCUUCCCUUCUCUUUUUAAUUAUCUCCGCCUCUUAUAAUAUUCCUUUCUCUUACAAAAAGUUGGCGAAGCUUCAAAACCCUUCAAGAGAACAACUUUGCAGAAGACAAGAAACCAUCUAUUUUUGGAUUUUCUUUUUGACAUUAUAUGUUUGUUGAAUCUUUAUCAAUGACAACGAAGUUUGGAGAAGAUGAGAAUGUGGACGUCGAGCUAGAGCUAUGUCUUUCCCUGGGAGGUCCUUUCAAGAAAACAGAGAAAUCUAAACCAAUAGGACCAUCUAACGCCGUCGAAUGCGCAAAGGGUACCGGCGUUAAUCUUGAGGAUGAAACGACGAAUGUGACGAGGAUAAAGGAAACGCGGAAGAAGCGGGAGGCGAAGCAGCAGCAGAGAAGCGGAGAAGAAGAAGAGUGCAAGAGGAUGAGAACAGAAUGUAACGGAGUUACUAACGGCGAGGAUAUGGAUUUGAGCUUUAGCAAAAUGGGUAACGGUUACGGGUCGGGUCAACUUAAGGAAAACCGUAAAGACGUUACGAUUGGGUCACCCAUUUGCACCUCCUCCGACGUAUCCGAUCCCAGCAGCUCUUCUCGCCACGAAGGUGGAAGUGGCGAUAUUGGGGCACAAUCUGGCCAAACCAAACCGGUUGGACCUCCGGUUAACAACAUUGGGAUUGGUACAGAGCAAACCGUGCAUAGCACAGACGGUUCAAAAGAUGCGGUGGUAGUGGAGACCCAAGCAUUGUCCAACUCUGUAACCAAAAAGACUGGGAAGCCACCAAAACCGCAUACCAACAGUACCGGUAACGGCAGUUUGCUUCCGUUUGCUCAGAUGCCUUGCGUGACUAGCACCGGCAACGGUCCCGAGGGCAAAACCGUAAAUGGCUUUCUAUACCGGUACUCAAAAUCAGAGAUCAGUAUAAUCUGUGUCUGCCAUGGAACGUCUUUCUCGCCGGCUGAGUUCAUCGUUCACGCCGGUGGGACUAAUGUGUCACAGCCGUUGAGGCAUAUAACUGUUGUUCCCUCAACUUUGUGAACUACAGUUUCACUUUCAUCUUUAUACUCUUUGUCUUGUGUUUUUUACUUUUUAUGUAUAUAUGUUUCACUGAUGGACAUUUUGAGUUUCAUCUCUUUCGGUGGUUUCUUAGAUUUUUGUUUUUUCUUCUUAACAUUUUUCAACUAAUUUAACACUUAAUUUUGUUGCAUUGUCACGUCUUCUUAACGCAUUAGUAAAAAUGAAGAAUUCGUAGUUA
This is a messenger RNA of Arabidopsis lyrata subsp. lyrata, 1347 nucleotides long. Its product is annotated as ninja-family protein AFP3. The record is from RefSeq and is a predicted model, not a curated record. The coding region runs from base 249 to 1130 and encodes 293 amino acids. Gene Ontology annotation, biological process: negative regulation of DNA-templated transcription; signal transduction. Gene Ontology annotation, cellular component: nucleus. NCBI's taxonomy places the organism in Eukaryota, Viridiplantae, Streptophyta, Magnoliopsida, Brassicales, Brassicaceae. The transcript is spliced from 2 exons.